AUCCGAUGGCUCCUAAGGGGCGGGCGCGAGCUUCGGCUUAGCAUUUAGCAACUUAGACGACAGCUCAACACGAAGCGUCCAAUUUAGUUCAUAUCCUACUUGAUGGAUUGUUUACUCACAAUAUUCCCAUUUAAUGACUCCUAGUUCCCACAAUGUAUAAUUGGCAUUUUAAAAAGAUGAACGCUCCCGUUAGACCGGUGCUAGCGUCUACGUAGCUAACUUUGCGUUACGUCUCUACUCGCGUUAUUUCCCCCCUAUUCCUCUUCGAGUCCUCCACAAUAUAGCAAUAAAUUAUGCCUACUGUGGUGUUAAUGGACGCGUCCCUGUCCAUGACUAGGCCGCUGUCGCAGGACACUAAUGAGGAGUUCCAGAGGAAGAACUUAGCCGUUCACGGGCUCAAUAUGUUAUUCGAGCACAUGGCCUCCAACUACCGCUUGGAGUUCACCGCACUCAUGGCCUUCUCGUCCCUCUGGGAACUAUUGGUGCCGUUCACCAGGGACUAUAACGCUUUACAGGACGCCCUCAGCAACCUAGAAGACUAUGACAAGACGUGCGUGGAAUCCGCUCUGAAUGGGGUCAGCAGCGUGGUGCAGCAAGAGUGGGGGAGUGCUUGUCCCUGUCAGGUGGUGCUGGUGACUGACGGAUCACUCGGUAUUGGGAAAGGCUCCCUGCGUCAUUCCCUGCAAACAUUGAGGCACCGAGGGGACGAGAAGAAGUUCCCUCUGCCUUUCCCUUUCCCUACCAAAAUGUUCAUCAUGUGCGUCGCCACUACAGAGGAGUUACAGAUGACAGGUGCUUUGGAUAAAUGGGAGGAACUUCUUUGUCUCAGUGGAGGUGACGGACAGGUCUUCACUGUUGAGGGCCCACUGUGCAUGCAGGGCGUGCAGGCCAUGUUUGGGAGAUUAAUUGACAGGGCCUACUGUCCGUUCCAUGCUGUCCUGCAUUGUGGGAACUUGUCCGCAGACGUUCAGGUGUUCCCUCGACCAGAGCCUGUUGUGGUGGAUGAGGAGGUGGAACCAUUAGCUCGAACUGUCAACCCAGAUCUGGAAAUCAUGGGCUUCAUUGAAAUCGCUGACAUCUCCAGUCCUCCUGUCAUAUCCAGACACUUGGUCCUGCCUAUUGCUGUCAACAAAGAGGACGACGUUGGCACGGGUGCCGCAGAUGAGCUGGAGGAGGAAGUGUCUGCCAGUCAAAUGGCAGGGAAAAGUCCUAAUUUCUGUGUGCUCUUACAUGGCAGCCUGAAAGUGGAGGGCAUGGUGGCGCUUGUCCAGUUGGGGCCCGAGUGGUUCGGCAUGCUGUACUCCCAAGCGGACAGCAAGAAGAAAUCCAAUCUGAUGAUGUCACUAUUUGAACCCAGUACUGAGCCUCUGCCUUGGCUGGGGAAGAUCUCCCAUUUGGGACCAAUCUCAGAGGCGGCAGAAAAUCCCUACGGAGAGGAUGACAGUAAAAGCCCUUUUCCUGUGCAGCCGCCCGUCAAACGAAGCUAUGCGCAGAAUGUCACAGUGUGGAUUAAAGCCAGUGGACUACAGACCGAUGUGCAAAAGAUUCUGAGGAAUGCCAGAAAACUACCUGAUAAAACACAGACCUUCUAUAAGGAGUUGAACCGCCUUCGGAAGGCCGCCUUGGCUUUUGGGUUUUGGGACCUCCUCAAGGGUGUGGCAGAGCUGCUGGAACGGGAGUGCACGAUGCUGCCCGACUCGGCUCACCCCGACGCCGCUUUCCAGCUCUCUCACGCAGCCCAGCAGCUCAAGCUGGCCAGCACCGGAGACUCCCAGUACGCUGCAUUUGAGCAGAACAUUGUUCCCAUGCACACAGACUUCUCAAGCUGAUCAUGCAUGACUUUGUGGAAAAAUUCACUUAGAUAUGGACGACUGGGUGGACCAAUAGUGAAAGCACCUGCUGUGUGAUUUUUCAACACCUUGUCCCUCACAGGGACUGCUCCAAGAACCUUGUAUGUGGAACAACUAUGGCAAACUUUGCUCUUUGGGGGGGGGGGGGGGCGUUUUUAUACUUUGUAUUAGUAAAGUCUGUGUCAAAUUACUGGUUGAGUUAAAGUAAACUUUUACAACUUGGCAUUGAAAUUAGACAAACAAGCAACAAAGUGAGUUAAACCAUCACACACAGCACACUAGAUCUGCCUUCACAAUGAUUGAUUGACAUUCUGUUUAUCAUUGUGGUAAUUAGCUGCCUUGGGUGAGGAUUACAAGAGAAAGUCAUUUUGUUAUAAUACAGUGUUCUAAACCACAAACCAAAAGAUUGUUCAAAUGAUGCCUCUGAUACUGUCAAGUAGGGCUGCACGAUUAUGGCCAAAAUAAUUAUCCCAAUUAUUUUGAUCAAUAUUGUAAUCACGUUUAUUCCUCAUGGUAGGGAAAAAUAUUUUAUUGCACUAAUUUUUAGCAAACAAUAUUUAAGUUUUCACUUCAAAAUGAAUAUUUAAAUAAGAAUAAUUAAUAGACAAAAAAUUAAUAAAUGUACCCCCCCCCCCCCCCCCAAAAAAAAAAUCUACUUUAGCAAGGGACAACUGAAUAAAUGUGCUAUUAAGAAGUGCAACCAUGAAUUGCAACUUAAUGGAAGCAAAUACAGUUAAUGCAUACGUCACAAAUUGCAAAGAACUCAACAGUUGUGAUUUCCCUCUCUCGACAUUUUUACAUUGCGGUGAGGCCAGCCGAAAAGUUGAAGUCAAGGCAGCUGCUACAACGCUGUUAAUAGUUUCUUACUGUGACACGCCGCCUCUGUGUCAACGUGCUAAAAGGGCUAACUAAAAAAAAAAAGCUUCAUAUAUUACUACAUUGGACACUCAACAGGCCCAAAAAUGUGAAUUCAA
Molecule: messenger RNA, 2824 nt
Organism: Phycodurus eques (leafy seadragon)
Lineage: Eukaryota; Metazoa; Chordata; Actinopteri; Syngnathiformes; Syngnathidae
Gene: ints14
Product: integrator complex subunit 14
Exons: 11
Coding region: 294-1829 (511 amino acids)
Biological process (GO): snRNA 3'-end processing
Cellular component (GO): integrator complex
Source: RefSeq, a predicted model, not a curated record